AUGGGACCGGAAUCAUUGCAGAAGGAGUCAUUGGGGUCGUACCCUUACCACUCCUUCAGCUGUGUCCCUGUCGGUCCCUGUGCGGUCAAGGCCUGCAGCGCCAACAGCACGUGCGUUGUGAACAGCGGUGGAGUGGCGUCCUGUGUGUGUGACGCAGGCUUCGUGCUGCAGGCCAAUGGCAGGACGUGCAUUGAGCCGUGCUCUAUCUGUGACGGCAACCAUGCAUGUGUGAAGGACGUUGCGGGUGCAGUGACCUGUGUGUGCAAAUACGAGGUGGUGGGCGACAAGUGUGUUGGACCUGCUUCGUGUGGGGCCUGCCCUGCAGGAGCUGUGUGCACGCCUCUCCCAUCGACCUGGCCUUCUUACUGCAUGUGCGCUCCUGGUUACGGCAUGACCAGCACUGGAUGCGUGCAAGGGGCCACCCCCACCGUCUCCUCCACCAGCUUCACCUUCUAUGAUCACCCCAACUUCACCAUAACUCGCUUCAUAUCCACUAUGCGGGUCCACUGGGAUGGCUGCACCGACAUCACUCUCCCCCGCGCCUCUGAUGUCCUGUCCUACACCCGCAUAGAGCCGGCCCCGGGUGGGAUGGGAAAUUGCACAAAUGUGUGUGCGUACUAUGGGUAUGGGUGUGCCGGAGCGUGCAAUUCAUUGUUCAGCUUGGCGGGUGCACCUCAGAUCGGCGUGUGGACCAUCCC
Messenger RNA from Closterium sp. NIES-65, 698 nucleotides. Lineage: Eukaryota; Viridiplantae; Streptophyta; Zygnematophyceae; Desmidiales; Closteriaceae. The record is from the annotation of a GenBank genome assembly.